UUACAAAAACUAUAACUUCCCUUGUCUGUGUGCUGCUUGAAAGAAAUCAAGCCACGUCUGGUCAAACUUUGCCCACAGGAGCCCAACCCACCUACAAUAUCAACCAUUUUGCCAAUGAUUAGAAGGCCUAAACUAAUAUUCCUUGCAGCAGCUCUCACUGACUGAGAGAUGAACUCCAUUUGGAUAUCUCUAAAAGAGAACAUCAACUGCGGCAGCAAGAUGACAGACGUUGCUAGGCUGCCCGAAAAAAUGGCCAGACGGAGAAGUAGCACCUCGGCAGAAAGGAAUCAGCUCACUGAUGAACAUGAAAGCCCGUUGUUACAACUCAAAUUUAGACAUUAUCCCAUAAGAAGCAGGUUUCAAGAGCUGGAAAUUGGGGACUCGUCGAGGAAUGUGAUCCUGAUGAUAUACCAAGCAAGUUCAGCUAACCCGAAAAAGUGUUCCAGGACGAUAAAGAGAGUCCUCAAGGUGAAAAACUCGCCCGAUAUCAUAGGAGAGUUUGAAAAGUACAGAGAAUCAGUGAAGAGUACAUCGUACGAGCAUCAUCCAAGAAGCAUGGUGGACGGAAAUGAAAUCUUGCAAUUCUACGGCACAACAAUCAGCUGCUGUGGCAGAAACACACAACUAGUGUCUGAACUUUGCAGUGAUCCCACUUGCCGUGUUUGUAGAAUUAUCCAAUCUGGUUUCAACACUUAUUACAACAUACAACAUGGGAUUCGACUUAGCAUGAGCAGCGAGGAAAUGAGCGAGGAAAUGAGCACCAUUGCCAAGAAUAAGAAUGCAGAUAAGGCAGUGAUCAUUUGUCGGGCAAUAGCUGGUAGAGUUAUAGAUGUGGAAGGUGGGGAAUGUGAAUCUGUUGGAGAUGGAUUGUGUAUGAAGGCUCAGUCCUUAGUUCUACGAAAUCCGACUGCUGUAUUACCCUGCUUUGUUAUAGUUUUCGACUGAAUAUAAUGUUGUAGCUGUGUUUGAUCCAGCUUUUCUGUA
Molecule: messenger RNA, 984 nt
Organism: Sesamum indicum (sesame)
Lineage: Eukaryota; Viridiplantae; Streptophyta; Magnoliopsida; Lamiales; Pedaliaceae
Source: RefSeq, a predicted model, not a curated record